This is a messenger RNA of Cotesia glomerata, 5891 nucleotides long. RefSeq names its product putative 1-phosphatidylinositol 3-phosphate 5-kinase (gene fab1). The transcript has 6 exons. Gene Ontology annotation, biological process: intracellular signal transduction; phosphatidylinositol metabolic process. The coding region runs from base 32 to 5374 and encodes 1780 amino acids. NCBI's taxonomy places the organism in Eukaryota, Metazoa, Arthropoda, Insecta, Hymenoptera, Braconidae. The record is from RefSeq and is a predicted model, not a curated record. Gene Ontology annotation, molecular function: ATP binding; 1-phosphatidylinositol-3-phosphate 5-kinase activity; metal ion binding.
UUUUUAUUUAUGUGCUUAAAUUAUUUAAAAAAUGAAUAAGAAUAUUAACUCACCCACUAAGCUGACUGAAUUCGCUCCGUUAAGUCCCCAAGAGAAGCAACCAGUUGUAGCAUCGCUAAUUGAAAAAUUUUUUAGUUUUACAAGAAAUGUUCCAGAAAAGCCAGAACCCAGAGCAUCAGUAUCCUCUGAAAUCUCACCAAGUAUCGACGACCAAAGUUCCUCUGGCGACUCAGGCUCCUGGCGAGUCGACGGCUCAGAAAAAACCCCCGAAGACAGCAGCUCAAGCAGCAUGGCCUUCAGUUUGGACGCUUCGGAAGGCCGAAGCUUGCCUAACGUCCUCAAAAGAAUCAGCAACAUAGUCGCCUUGAAGAGCAACAACCUAAAGUCCUACAAAGACUCUCACCUCCGAAGCUACUGGAUGCCCGACAAGAAAGCCAAACAAUGCUACGAGUGCUGCGAGAGGUUCACGACCUUCCGCAGGAGACACCACUGCCGAGUUUGCGGUCAGAUAUUCUGCUCCAAGUGUUGCUCCGACGAGAUUCCGGGGAAAAUAAUGGGCUGCACCGGGGACCUGCGAGUCUGUACCUACUGCUGCAAGGUAGUCUUGUCCUACCUACAAUCCUCCGACAUGAAGAGCGUGCUCUCCGCGGAUUUAAAAGCUCUGCAAGAAGAUCUGGAAGUAAAAUACGGCGGAGACACUCUUGCAGUCGCGGAAGUGCAGUCUAACAUGGAAGACGAGACGCGAGUCUGCAGAAAAAUCAGUGUUGGCUACAUGGAAGAAAAAUACGCUCUCGGAACUCACUCAGGAGACUACCUGACCUCUCACGAGCGUUCUAUAGUCCUAAAAAACUCCGCGUCUUUGAGAAUCAUCUGCGAGGAACUCUUCAGAUCUUCCAAAUCAAUCCCAUUGCAAACUCACCGAGUUAGAUUGAAGAACUUCUACAACUGCUUCACCGGGAACGAGUUAGUUAACUGGAUGAUCUCCCAGAACAAAGCAGCGACUAGAAUUCAAGCAGUCGCUAUUGGUCAAGCUUUGUUCCAAGCUAACUACAUCGAAUCUUUACAAUCAGACACUGAAUUCACCGACUCUGCUGCGAUAUUUCGUCCCACCAACAAUUUAUCCGAUGAUAAUCUCCUCAACAAGUCCUCCUGCGACAGUCAUGAGCCCGCUUGGGUUAAAAACAUCCCUCAACAUGAUUCCACAGGCACUGACUCAGAAAGUGAGACCAAACAGGCUGAAAUUACCCGCAUGCCUUCUUCAGGGUCCAGUUUUUAUCUAGAUCUUGAUGUUGGAGCUUCUACAGUUACUUUAAAGCGUCCUACUUCUUCGGAUAAUUUUUUUACCGACGCUCUAGACCCAGAACAGCAACAACAAGCUUCAAAAACUCAUCAAUGUAAUUCUGGGGCUGAUGAAAUGAUCAGUGAUGAGAAUCUAGUCCAAGAAGUUAAAGUAAGAAACUGCUGGCACAAACCAAACCUCCUCAGGAACUCUUAUGGAGAAAUGGCUGCUUAUAAUUCCUUAAGUUUGGCUUUUAAGCAGCAUGAAGAUUAUUUAGUAAAGCAGCUGCUGAAUAAUCAAGGCUUGGCUUCUAGCUGGGCUGAAGUAAUUCUUCCUCUAGCUCAUCAAGUGGUGGACCAGGUUAGACCGAACCAAAAUCACGACGCUGAAGACAUGGACAUCCGCCAGUAUGUUCAAAUUAAGAAGUCUCCAGGAGGAGCUAGAGAUGAUUGUGAAAUCCUAUCUGGAGUCUUCUGCAGUAAAAAUGUUGCUCAUAGGGGAAUGAAUGCGAUGAUAGCGAAUCCUAAGAUUCUUUUGCUGCAAUGUGGAUUGAUGUACCAGCGGGUGGAAGGGAAAUUGUUGAGUUUAGAACCGGUGAUGCUCCAGGAGAAAGAGUACCUGGGUCAUACCGUCGCUAGGAUCAUGGCUUUGAAGCCGGAUAUUGUGAUGGUUCAUAGAUCGGUUGCUAGGUUGGCUCAGGAUAGGUUCAGAGAGUGCGGAGUUACUUUGGUGCUUAAUGUUAAGCUUAGUGUGUUAGAGAGAGUCGCUAGGUGCACUGGUGCUACUAUUGUUAAUACAAUUGACGCGCAUUUGACGACGCAUGUUAAAUUGGGAACCUGUCAGAAGUUUUAUUUAAGGAAUUUUCCGAGGGAUAAUAAUUGUAUAAAGACUCUGAUGUACUUUGAGGGAUGCGCUAAUAAUCAUUUGGGUUCAGGGAUUCAUUUGAGAGGUGGCUCGCUGGGAGAGCUGAAAAAGGUUAAAAAUGUUGUGGCGACUAUGAUCUUCGCUGCGUAUUCUUGGAGGCUGGAGAAUUCAUUUUUGAUGGAUGAAUUUGCAAAGCCGCCGUCGCCUAAGGAUUAUUUUUUAAAUGAAAAAAUUUCUCUGAGGAGAAAUUCUUUAGAGAAUUUUGAAGAAGAAGAAGAAGAAGAAGAAGAAGAAGAAGAAAAAGAAGAAGAAGAAGAAGAAGAAGUAGAUGGGAAAAUUAGGGUUAAAAAAAUGGAGAGUGUUGAGAGUGAGAAGAAGGGUAAAGAUAAAGUUGAAGAAAAACGCAGCCAUGGAGAAUCCGUCAGUGAUUUAAGCGACCCGCUGCAUCAAUAUUUAAACGAGCAGGAUGACAUUGUCCUUCCGAAUAAUUCAAGCUUGAGUUUGAGCGUAGCAGACCUUCCGUUGUUAAAUAAAUUCAAGAAGUCUUUAGACGGGACUAUUUUGAGCUUCUCGCCGUAUUUAAAAUUUUCUAUUCCUUAUUUGGAAACAGAAUCCGGGAGAAAUUGUGUUCUACGUAAAUUUUUUCCAAAAGAUAUUUAUUAUUCUCCGCAAUUAUUAGAUUUGUUGGAAAGUACAAAAAUUGGGAAUAAUAUUCCUCAACAGAUGCAAAAUAAGCUUGAAUUUAAACCCCGGCACCCUUUUACGUUGGCAAGACUGACUGCGGGGAUAGAAUCCAGGGAAGUCCAGGCUUUAGUUGCGGAUUUUCGCGCCAGAGGGAGCAGAUUGAAUCCUACGAAUAAUGUUCUGCUGCCAACUGUUAAGACGGAGGCGCAGGAAGUGCCAACUGCGAAGUGGCCCGACUGCUUGGACCCGCUGAGCCAUCAGAGACUGGCGGUGUUGUUCUGCAGUUUUUCUCACAAUGCUGAUAAUGUUCCUAAGUUCUGUGUGAACCCCUGGGUGGUUAACAUGGAUCUUUAUGGCAGGAACGAUAUUGCUUUGGGUAGAUUUCUGGAGAGGUACUGCCUGACUUCGGAGUACAAGUGCCCCGCAGCUGGGUGCAGGCUCCAGAUAGUUCAGCAUGCCAGGAGGUUCGCUCAUGACAGCAGCUGCAUUCAUGUUACUUUGAAGAAGAUGGCCGCGGAUCCCUUUGGUCAGGAGAACAGCCGGGAUAUACUUAUGUGGAGCAAGUGUGUCAAGUGCAAAAAUGUCUCUCCAGUUGUUCCGAUGUCUUCGGACACCUGGUCGUUGUCUUAUGCAAAGUAUUUAGAGUUGAGGUUCUACUGCAGUGCUUAUACUAAUCGAAGCUCUGAAACCUGCUCCCAUUCGCUCCAUCAUGAUUACAAUCAGUAUUUUUCUAGAGGAAACAUGCUGGCUAUUUUUAAAUACACAACUAUUUCGCUCUGGGAAAUUUCACUACCUCCUCCGGUUAUUCAUAUUAUUUAUGACGCUAAGCAGCACGCUAAUGUUAUUGAGGAGAUGAAGAAUAUUGCGCUUAAGGGGGAUGAGGUUUUUUCUCAUAUUAAAGACAAGUUGAUGACUUUGCAGUUGGAACCUGAUAGUUUGAAUGCUGCCAAGCAACAGGUAGCAAAAGAGCAACAGUAUUUCAAAAAUAAAAUCGAAGAGGUCCAAUUAAAAUUAACAUCUCCAACAUUAGAAAAUACAAAACUAGAAGGCAAGAGUUCGGAAAAACAAGUCCAGACUUUCAUGUUCCGAAUCGAGGAUGGACUGGUGAUUCUCAAAAGACUCAUCUCCGAGGCAGUGUCUAACUGGAACGACAGAAUUUACGACAUAACUUCUAAGAAGAAAGACGCAAGGCCUCGUAAAUUCACCGACAGGUCGCAAACUGCCGGCAGUAUCAACGGAAUCGUAGACACUGACGGCUACAUAACAGAAGACACCGCCUCAGAGUCGCUGAUCGAAGACCUGAGCCCGAUGUCUGCGGACUACAAUGCGAUAGAAGCUAUCUCUGCAGUGCCCAACAGCGGCCAGAGUGAUCAGUACCUCGCAGACAUGCUCGAAAGCUCGGACAAUGAGCUCCAGGAUCACGAGAUGGUCGUUGUCAAGGACUCGCCGAAGUCCCACCAUCGCUCCUACUCGGACGUGCUUCCUGUGACUUGUGAGGACAUUCCAGACCGCAAGAAGAAGAAGAAGACUAUCUUGUCACAGCUUUUGCCCUCGACUACCAUCACCACACCGAUCAGCAAUCCUUUGAGUGCUUUGGAGCAUCACUUGCUUCCUCUGGGGUCCGUUGUCCCUGUUGUUGUCUACGAAUCCGAGCCCUCCUCUAUUAUCGCUUAUGCUUUGGACUCUCAUGAUUAUAAGCAUGCGCUGCAGGAGAUUAUUCGGACCACCAAAGUUGGAGAUCAGAGCUCCAGUCCUUUAAUUAAACGCAAACUUGAUAGUAAAGAUAAUUCUAUUGAAUCUGGGCAGUCGGAAAAUAAUUUACAAACUGCAAUAGCUGAUAAUGAAGAAGAAAAUAAAACAAUAAAGCAGCAUAAUUACAUCGAAGUCCAAUUCGCAGACAGUACAACAAAUUUCUACUGUCGAAUAUAUUUCGCAGCUCAAUUUGCAGCUUUGAGAGACAACGUGCUACCCUGUGGUGAGGAUGGCUUCACCAGAAGUCUGUGCAGAAGCGUUCAGUGGGCUGCCAGAGGUGGAAAAAGUGGAAGCACUUUUUCUAAAAGUCGGGAUGACAGAUUUAUCCUGAAAGAACUUUCGCGUGUUGAGAUGCAAAUAUUCCUGGACUUUGCGCCGAAUUAUUUUGCAUACAUGGAGAAAUGUCAACAGACUAAGCAGCCAACGCUCUUGGGAAAGAUAGUCGGAGUGUAUCGCGUGUCUUUCAAGAACAAUACUACCAACGCUGCUUUGAGGACCAGUGUCUUGAUUGUUUUGUUCGCCGUUGUGGCCGCCGUCGCUGCUUACCCAGGCUGGGAGCACCACCACGCUCACCAUGUUGACGCCAUCCACGUUCCCCAACCCCACCCAAUCCCACCACUCCACCCUGAACCACUCAAGUUGAAGGUUCAUCCCCAUGUCACCAGAAUCCAUUACGACCACCCCAAGGUCCACCACCCACAUCUCAUUGGCCACGAAGUCCAACACCACGAACCCGAAAUCAAAUUCGUCAAACACGAAGUCCACCACGAACACCACGGACACGGAUGGGCUUAAGCUGAUCCCAGCCACGUUACCGAGCGAUAACCAUCUGGUUCGACGGACAGUCCAGUCACAGCAUCCCAUCUUCAUCAAUAAAUACUCAAAUCUCAUCGUCACAGUGAUACCAAAGCCGCAUUGUAAUUAAGACAGUACUGCCAGCCUUAAUCGAUCUUCAGUCGUCUAACUAUGGCUAGUCAACGUCAUCUGGCUGCACCCUGCACCUCUUUUGAUAAAAUAGCGGCGUAAAUAUUUAUUAAUUAUUGGAUUACUCGAAAAUCUUAAACUGUGAUAUGGACUACUCGAAGAACCAGGACCAAGGCUACUUAACGUAUAAAUAAAGUCCCCCUGCAUCUUAUUUAAAAUUUAAAAUUGUGCGGCAUGUGAUAUCAAAAUGGAUAUAACUUCACCGUUAUUUUAUUUUACAUUAUAUAUAUUUCUAUCCUGUCAAUACUUUUGUAAAACCAACAUUUCAUUCAGGACUUUGAAUCUAUUUAUUUUUCAAUAAAUGCUCAUUUAUAUGUCUUGUGAUAAA